Xiphophorus couchianus (Monterrey platyfish) is the source of this 1201-nucleotide messenger RNA. RefSeq names its product isoaspartyl peptidase/L-asparaginase. Gene Ontology annotation, molecular function: asparaginase activity. Gene Ontology annotation, cellular component: cytoplasm. Bases 160 to 1092 code for a protein of 310 amino acids. The transcript is spliced from 7 exons. The record is from RefSeq and is a predicted model, not a curated record. NCBI's taxonomy places the organism in Eukaryota, Metazoa, Chordata, Actinopteri, Cyprinodontiformes, Poeciliidae.
UGCCAGAGAGUUCUGCCUGAUUAUUUUUUAGGACUGCUCUUAUUUUCUGAAGUAAGAAAGGCUAGCUCCCCAUUACCUUUUAAGUAAAAUGCUCAGUUUGCUCAGGAAAUGUUCAGACACCCCACGUAAUGCUGACUGUUUUCCUGCAGGACCCUACUGAUGUCAGCAGUGUUAGUUGUUCACGGUGGUGCCUGGGCCAUACCAGAUGAGAUGGCCCCUGCCUCUGUUGAUGGGGUGAAAGCAGCAGCACGCCAUGGAGCUUCAGUCCUGAAAAGUGGAGGAAGUGCACUGGAUGCUGUUGAGGCUGCUGUUAGGGCUUUGGAAGACAAUCCCAUUUUUAACGCAGGACAUGGAGCAACACUAAAUGUUGAUGGAGAAGUGGAGCUGGAUGCCAUUAUUGUGGAUGGAAGGACACUUGCCAGUGGGGCGGUGUCUUGCGUAACAAACAUUGCUAACCCUGUGUCCCUGGCAAGAGCUGUCAUGGAGAAGACAUCCCACGUAAUGCUGACUGGUAAAGGCGCGAACCAGUUUGCAGAGAGCAUUGGCAUCAACACCUUUCCCACUGAUAAACUGGUGACAGAAUAUGAGAAGAAGGAAUGGGAAAAGCACAAGAAAUACAUUGCAGGAGUAAUGCAAGAAUUCAACACUAAAUGGGCUCAUGAUACCGUUGGGGCGGUAGCUGUGGACUGUGCUGGGAAUGUUGCAUGUGCAACAUCAACUGGAGGCAUCAGGAAUAAAAUGGUUGGCAGAGUUGGAGAUUCUCCUGUGAUUGGCUGUGGAGGAUAUGCUGAUAACUCAAGUGGUGCUGUAUCAUGUACUGGACAUGGAGAAUCUAUUCUUAAAGUGACUCUGGCCAGACUCGUCCUGUCUCAUGUCGAACAAGAAAAAUCAGUAGCAGAUGCCUCACAGUUGUCCCUGCAGUACAUGAGUGAUCGUGUCCAAGGAGCAGGUGGCACAAUUGUAGUUGCUCCGUCAGGGCAGUGGGCUGCAACAUUCACCACCGAGCGGAUGGCUUGGGCUGCUGCUGUAGACGGUGAGCUGUGGUUUGGCAUAAACCCAGAAGAGAGGCUGAAAGAGAAACUGUCCCAGUAGAAGAAGGGUUUUUUAAUUAAUUUUUUGAAUAGUAAAUGACAAUCAUUUUAGAAGUAGUGUGUUCUCUUUUAUAGAAGUGUUUUUCUUUCACUCUGUGCAUAUUAGUGAA